UAUUAAUUGUUUAGCUAAAAACCCUUCGUUCGGUUUUAUGCAUUUAAUAAAAUAACAAAACAACCCUACAACCAGGAGGAGUGUACAUUUUAGCGCAGUCAUGGACGAACUCUACACAGCACAAUGCCAUAUAUCCAUUUUUUCAAAAAAAUAAUAAAAUUUUAGACUGGAAGAGACUACUUCAAGUAUAGGUAGUCCGUUACUAGGAUGACGAAUCUAAACUUUCCCGACGCCUACGGAUAAAUAACCGCUUUCAAAAAAAUGUAAAUGGGUAGGUAGCUUUAAAGUUUAAGGGGCACUACUCCAGCACUCGACUUAUAGUUUAUGUCACACGAUUAUUGUUACUGUAUGCUAAAUAAGUAUGCGUGUUCCGUUAGGACUCGUUCAAUAAAGUUGUAUAAAAUGAAAUGAUACUUGAGUAUUUCUUGACACACAGACGAGAAAACAUAACGUGGUGUCAGAACUAUCAAACUAACAUGCCCGCAUUAUAAGAAAAGGUAUUAUUAUAUAAAAUUAGUGGAAUAAAGAAUUUGUUCAUUUUGUGCGACGGAUUGUCUGUUAAAAAUUACCAUUGAACAAGAUGGAUUCUAACAUUAACAGUCACACUCCCAAAAUGAACUGGGGCGCAAAGGACCUACCAAGUGCUUUUACGGCAUUUAAAACACAUGCUCAGUUUAUGUUCAGUGGUCCACUUAAAGCCAAAGAGGAAGCUGAAAAGUGCAAUUACUUGAUGCUAUGGGCAGGAGACCAUGCCCGACAAAUAUAUUCCACAUGGACUUUAUCUGAAGAUGACAAAAAUCCCUAGAAACGCAUUAACAGAAGUUUGAGUACUGCGAGCCAAAGUCAAACAUCAUCAAUGCCAGGUAUAGGUUACGUUCAAGAACCCAACAAGAUGGAGAAACAUUUGAACAAUAUAUAACCGACCUCAAACUUCUACUCAGGAACUGUGGUUACCACGUUGACAUGAGAGAUGAACUCAUGUGGGAUCAAAUCGUAUUUGGAAUAAAAUCACAAAAACUUAGAGAGAAACUUAUCAACUAAGGAUCGGACUUAACUUUGCAAAAAAAUCUUGGACAUUGCAAGAACAAUACAGCUAAGUCAGAUGCCAUGUACAGUAAUACAAAAUAAACAGGACGUUGAUUUGGUAAAAUCGUUGAUUCAGUAAAAUACAGGUCAAAAGGAACAUCGCAGAAGGCAAAUCCAUCGCUGUACCAUCACAGAGCCCCAUCAGCCAAAGGUGCAGUUUCGAAACAGCAAGCGAAAGUUUCAUGUAACACUGACCGGCGAAAGUCAUUAAACACUGUGACAAAUAGAUCUAAAGCAAGGAGGAAUGAUAUCAAAGAAAGACGACAAGAGCCAAACGAAUAUUUGUGAGAGAAAAGUCUGUAAGCAGCGACUUUCUUGGGGACAGUCCAGGUAUCCAUGACGACAACAUGGUUUUCCAUAGCAACGGAGGGAUGUUAGACAAUCUGAGACUGAUUGAGUUGUACAACAAUGCAUCCUUAGGCAAUACUGAGAACAAAGAAGACCAGAUGAAGGCCAGAAAAGAUUUGCUUGAAAACGUGUGUUCCGUAAUGAAUGAGAAUAAAUCGGUUAAUCCUGCGUUCACAAAGUCUUUCCGAAACGAGUACCUUGUACACGUAAUUGCUAAUAGAGAAAAGAAAUUUCUAUACUGUUAUUUGCCUAAAAUAGCAAAUACAAAUUUUCGACGUGUGAUUCUUGGCUUGAACGGUGUUGUACCAAAAGAAAAAGUUGGCAGUGUAGAUGGAGCGGAUGUAUACGAAAAAUAUGACAAACAAUUCCAGUAUCUGAAACAAACUGACAACGAUAAGGUGGAGGAAAUGAUUCAGAAUUUUAAGAAAUUCAUUGUAGUCAGAAACCCGCUUGUUAGACUUCUUUCCGCCUACCUGAAUAAAUUCCAGCAACAUCCUCUUGAUGAAGAACGGAGAAAGUUUUAUGAGAGAAUUCCAAAAUUCUACUCGAAAUAUCCACAGCUUAAAAGAUCGUUUUGGAAAACAUUAGACUUCCGUUCAAAGUCUCUCACGUUUGAAGACUUUUUGGCGUAUUGGACUGACAGUUUUGAAAUGAAUUCGUACCUGAAUGAGCAUUUUGUACCAUACUUUUUACUAUGUAACCCAUGCGACAUAACGUAUGAUUACAUAGCUAAACUUGAAACACUGUAUAGUGAUGUUGAUUUCAUAUUUGAAAAGCUUAACAUAGAUAUACCAUUUCCUGGAAGAAAUGAUAAUUAUUCUAUUUCAAAUACCGACGAAUUAGUUGAGAAAUAUUACAAAACAAUUCCCGAAUCAUUAACUGAAAAGGUUUGGCAUAUUUUAAAAUUUGACUUUCUCAUGUUUGGUUACAAUCUACCCGAAUGGUUAAAAGCAAAAUUAAAUCUAAGAUAAUACUUUCUUGCACGCCGGGCAGGACUUUCCCGAGUUUUUUGCCGGUGCUGGAAAAAUCUCGUCUUACAUCCCGGGUGACAUGCAUGCUGAAAUUUAUGAGUAAAUGCGUAAAUUCAUACGCUACUAUAAUUUAAUAGUGCUUAAAAACA
Messenger RNA from Mercenaria mercenaria, 2554 nucleotides. Its product is annotated as carbohydrate sulfotransferase 14-like. Gene Ontology annotation, molecular function: sulfotransferase activity. Gene Ontology annotation, biological process: carbohydrate biosynthetic process. The coding region runs from base 1434 to 2405 and encodes 323 amino acids. The transcript is spliced from 3 exons. NCBI's taxonomy places the organism in Eukaryota, Metazoa, Mollusca, Bivalvia, Venerida, Veneridae. The record is from RefSeq and is a predicted model, not a curated record. Gene Ontology annotation, cellular component: membrane.